Diuraphis noxia (Russian wheat aphid) is the source of this 501-nucleotide messenger RNA. RefSeq names its product tigger transposable element-derived protein 6-like. The record is from RefSeq and is a predicted model, not a curated record. Lineage: Eukaryota; Metazoa; Arthropoda; Insecta; Hemiptera; Aphididae.
AUGAAUAUUGCUUCGUUACCUGUGACUUGGAAAUCUAACAAGAAGGCUUGGAUGACGGCCSAAAUAAUGGAACAGUGGUUGCAAUAUUUCAAUGCAGAUAUGCGAUCACAGAACAGAAAUAUUUUAYUAUUUUUGGACAAUGCGACAUAUCAUCCUUACAUUGAACUGUCUAACGUGAAAAUGCAUAUGCUACCCCCAAACACCACUUCGGUUUCUCAACCGAUGGACCAAGGAGUUAUUUACACCUUUAAGUCGUACUAUCGUAAAUUUAUGCUACAGUCGCUAGUGUGCAAAAUUGAUAGUUCUACUUCGGUUCACCAGCUUGCUACUUCGAUAACUGUCUUAGACGCUGUAAAUUGGAUUUCUUUAUCGUGCAAUAGUUUGAAAAAUGAAUGUGUACAAAAUUGUUUCCGUAAAGCUGGAUUCUUGAUUGAUGGAUCGGACCUGAGACUUACUAAUAGUAGUUCUACUUUAGUAUCAUUGUUGGAAGUUCAGGAAUAG